UAGCUUGGAAAGGAAUAUUGGUUGCCGGAAGGAUUGCAGGCUGGAGGAAGGAUUGCCGAAAGGAGCGACCAAGAUGAGCUGGAUGCCUGGUUGAAUGCGAUUCAGCUAUCCAAGUUUUAUCGCCUUACCAGACAGCCAUGGCGCUAGAUCAUACGAUAACUGCCUAGCCAUCUGUGGGGAAAGACAGUCUUUAACACUUUUGCCUAAUCACAACCCAAAGGUGUCGGGUGACUCUCGUUCUAGCCAGAGCACAGAGAGAGGCAGGGGAGACAGGAAAGCAAGCCGAUUUCCGCCAAACACACAGUUAGUGUCCAGUACAGAUCUCAGAGAUCGGUUGUGGUCCCGAGGUGUAACACCUGCGUGUAACACAUAAAGACCCAGAAGAAGCCGGGAGGUAAACAAGAAGAUGGUCUUGCGACACGUCUCCAUUUGAGAACACGUCCGACGCCGACGAAGGCAUCUUAUAUGAUA
Messenger RNA from Bipolaris sorokiniana ND90Pr, 471 nucleotides. RefSeq lists its product as uncharacterized. The transcript has a single exon. NCBI's taxonomy places the organism in Eukaryota, Fungi, Ascomycota, Dothideomycetes, Pleosporales, Pleosporaceae. Bases 95 to 373 code for a protein of 92 amino acids. The record is from RefSeq and is a predicted model, not a curated record.